Molecule: messenger RNA, 1165 nt
Organism: Haliotis rufescens (red abalone)
Lineage: Eukaryota; Metazoa; Mollusca; Gastropoda; Lepetellida; Haliotidae
Exons: 8
Coding region: 50-880 (276 amino acids)
Source: RefSeq, a predicted model, not a curated record
GUAGGUUACACGCCCUGUAGUCUGUUGACUCACACACACGGAGACGACCAUGGCGCAUGUACCCACCCUACUGGCUUUGCUGCUGACGGCCACAUGCUAUGUUAACGCCCAGACCGCAUGCAGCGUCCGACAUGACGCAGCCUGUGUGGCGGCGUUGAGGUCCCUCUACACCAACACCUCGGCCUACUGGUUUGGGACAGGCUUCACGACGGUCUGCCCGCCGGACAGAGGGGGUGUUCAGUGUACAAAUCCUAGACCAUCCAGAACCUCCCUCCUCACUCGAAUAUUUGGGAACGACACAACAGACCCCAGCGGCCUCGCCUUCGUCGUCAACGUCACGUACACUAUUACUCUCCCAGCUGAUGGAUCUGACCGUACAUACCCUGGCUGUGGGAGAAUAGUGGAGGUACCUUUGACAGGACCACAAACUUUCUCCAUCGACCCCCUCGCCAACUCCCUUUACACCCCUUUCGACUUGCGCGACCAGCCGGAAGUGACGUGGCCAGCGGAGGAGAACGCCCUCUACACUGUUAUGUAUUAUGCCGCCGGCUCGAGCUACAUGCAUGGAUUGUAUGUCAACGUCGCCGGCGGCAGGCUGGAGGGUGGAGACACUAUAGCUUCCCACCUCGAGCCUGAAAUUCCUGCGUACCGGAUCACCGCUUUCGUCUGGAUAGUGUUUAAGCAACAGACAUCACUAAACGCGUCCAAUGUCGACAGCAUUUUCAAGACAUUGACCUCCCGCGACCGAUAUAGGAUCUACCCUGAGGACAUUGUGUCGGCGCUAGGACUCUCAACGCAGUCGUAUGGCAUCAACGUGAUCAAGAUCGUUGCGGAUGAGUACACCACCAUCGUCUUCCGGGAUUUUGACAUUUUUAUAUGAUGUCCACACUUUUAUGGGCAGUGGUUGAGCAACUACAUUCAGCAGAGAGGUGGUCUUACGUCACUUCCGGCUCGUCUUGAUCUCAGUGUUUCCGUUGACGUUAGCUUCACGCUCCCCGCUAUAACGUACACAUCGUGCGGCAUUGUGUAUCAAACAAGCCCAGUAAACGUCACUGUAGAUUAUCGCAACAGGGAUCUAGUAGGUUCCGUGGAGACUCGGAUCUCCCCCCAAGUCAGCCUGGUCCCAGAGGAGAUCAGAGAUCAACCCCCAGCAGUGACACUGAGA